AUGUACUGUCCAGAUCAACUUAACGCGGGGAGGCGUAACACCGAAGGCAUCGCAGGCAAGAAUUCAACCGUCGCGAGGGCUCAGCCACCUCUCAAACGAGUGCGAGAGUCUUGCUGGGAGGCGGCUGCGGACUCAGAUUUCCCCCCUCUCAAACGAGUUCGAAUUGGCGGAACGACUGCAUCGGUCGCUGGAACAAGGCAGUUUUUCCCCAUCCUUCCGGCGCCAGAAUGUCAACCUCUGGAUAUACCAAAGCCAGCCUGGACAGCACCUAGCCGUGGUCCAUCUUCAAUGAAACUGCACAUGAGGAUGCUUCUCUCGCAAAUUCGGCUGAUUGAUCUACCGACACUUCAUCAAUCUAACUUUUGGAAAGACUUGGAGGUCAGAAGCAAGGCGGCCAUACCGCGGGUUAAAGUCCAGGACCUGCUCCACGCGUCCUUUGCAGAAGGUACAAAGUUCAUCCCGGGAAAGGAGCUUCGUGGAUUUACCUUCUCUGUGGCAACCUCUGCAAGAGCCUGUAUGAAAUUUCAGGCUGGUUUGGAAUACGAUCCGGUCCUUCGCAGGUUGAUUUCCUGCUUGCCAGAGGUCACCAAAGAAGCGCUCAAUGGCCUCAAGAAACCAAGGCACGGUUCGGAUGUUCCUGUAGAACGCGACCAUGGGAGUUACCAGUGCGGAGAUGCCACAGAAUCCACAACAGGAACGCGACACAGCAACAUCCCAUUCGGAGCCGCCCCAGCCGUCCGGGACUCUGCAACCUCUGACAGGACUUUGGUUAACGGCGUUCACGGAAACUCUCCUUUGGGUAUAAUCGCAACGCCCAGGCAAACCCAUCAACCUGGGGCCCCUCGGGAAUCGAGGUUUUCGUCUGUCCCUGCCGAGACCCUUCUCGGAGGAAGGGACCCAUCACCGUCUGGGGCCCAAUCCGGUGAUGGAUUGUGGACGGACAAAGGGUAUGUGAGGAGGAGAAAUCCUGCGAAAGACGACGACGAGGAUGUCGGAUAUACCUUUGGGGCCAGUGAAUAUAUGAAUAGGGACCAUGAGGAAGAGGACCAGGAACCCGCAGGCGAUGCCUAUUCGACGGGCAUCUCGGAUAUGCGAAGAGGAAAUUCAGGAAUGUCCGUGCUGUCCAAUAACUCGGAGGGUCUUGACCCCGAUGAUCCCCGGGUUACUGGGAUGCACCCUAACCAUCGAGACGAACAGGACAUGGAAAAAAACGUGCUGAGACACAUGGACUAUCGCACUCGACGUAAAUACCUACAGAGGGUUAGGAUCGAAUUUAACGUCGCUUCUUUGCGACAUCGGCAACGUUUUCUGCUAAAGCUGGCUCGCGCUCUGAUGACAUUUGGUGCACCCUCACACCGUAUAGAAUCUCAGCUUAUAGCUGCAGCCCGGAUUCUCGAAGUUCAGGCCGAGUUUAUUCACUUGCCAGGCGUCAUCAUUUGCUCGUUUGGGGAACAGGAAACAGGGGGUUCUGAGACCCACUUCGUUAAAAGUAAUGGUCGAUUGGCGCUGGGACUUCUUCACAAAGUCCACUUGAUCUAUCGCUCUGUCGUCCACGACGAAAUUAGUGCGACACAGGCCAUUCAAAAGAUAGAUGCCCUUCUUAAGGAGCCUCCUUUGUAUCCAUGGUGGAUCCGUUGUAUCAUCUCAUUCUGGUUGUCUGUUCUCAUCUGUCCAUUGGCGUUCGGGGGUUCGUUCGUUGACAUGUGGUUCGCUGGAAUUUCUGCGUUCGUUCUGGCAUUUCUCCAGCUUCAGGUCGCCCAGAAAAGUACCCUCUACGCAAACGUAUUCGAGAUCAGCGUUUCUAUUGUCGUAUCAUUCGUGGCAAGGGCCCUCAGUAGCGUCAAGAGUCAGAUCUUCUGUUACACUGCGAUUUCGUCUUCUGGAAUCAUCGGCAUACUACCCGGAUACCUCAUUCAACAUAGUAUGUGGGAGUGUAAAGAUGGUCUAUGCCCUCAUCUACACUCUAUUCUUGGUAUGACAUUCGGUUCAUUCCCACCUGCUGGAAUAACGCCAAUACAACAGGGCUUUGGACUGCAAAUAGGGAGCGAUUUUUUCUUACUGCUUGAUAAACCGUAUCGACAACAGCUGGACCAAUUAGAAGCUGGGCUCAAUGCAACGAUCUCCUUCGCUGGUAUAUGGUCUGCAGACAACGGGACGAGUCACGACCAAGUGCCGCUGUCUGGGACGUGGACAUUCAGCAAGAACAUGAUAGAGAAGAAAUCGGACAUCAUCGUCGGAUGCUACCGCCCUGCUCGUUUUCCAUGGUAUCUUCAACCCUUUCCACUUUGGACCUCGUUCAUUAUCGUGCCGCUCUUCUCGAUCCUAUCGUCCUUGGGCAAUUUACAACCUCUACGAAGCAAGCAACUUCCAGUGAUGGUUGCUAUCUCCUGCUGCUCGUAUGCGGCGAACAAGAUCGCCAAUCAUUAUAUUUUCAAUCGGUCGGAUGUGGUUUCUGCCAUUGGAGCAUUCACGGUGGGGCUAUUGGGUAACAUGUAUUCCCGUAAAAUGGGUGGGACAGCGUUUACGUCGAUGGUCACCGGUGUGUUAUUCCUUGUCCCAUCAGGAUUAUCGUCCGCCGGUGGUAUCACCGCGCAUGGAGAUGGCAUUGAAAUCGGGGGUGCAAUGAUCGCCGUCACCAUUGGCAUCACUGUUGGGUUGUUCAUGAGCCAGGCAUUGGUUUAUACCUUUGGUUCACGCAAGAAUGCUGCUGUAUUCUCUUUCUGA
This is a messenger RNA of Coprinopsis cinerea okayama7#130, 2724 nucleotides long. Its product is annotated as DUF1212 domain membrane protein. NCBI's taxonomy places the organism in Eukaryota, Fungi, Basidiomycota, Agaricomycetes, Agaricales, Psathyrellaceae. Gene Ontology annotation, molecular function: transmembrane transporter activity. The record is from RefSeq and is a predicted model, not a curated record. Gene Ontology annotation, biological process: transmembrane transport. The transcript is spliced from 8 exons. The coding region runs from base 1 to 2724 and encodes 907 amino acids.